Messenger RNA from Culex quinquefasciatus (southern house mosquito), 1185 nucleotides. Its product is annotated as venom serine protease. Bases 1 to 1185 code for a protein of 394 amino acids. The record is from RefSeq and is a predicted model, not a curated record. Gene Ontology annotation, biological process: proteolysis. The transcript has 4 exons. Gene Ontology annotation, molecular function: serine-type endopeptidase activity. NCBI's taxonomy places the organism in Eukaryota, Metazoa, Arthropoda, Insecta, Diptera, Culicidae.
AUGAGCUGUUAUCGUUAUGUUUUAGGGCUUCUGCUGCUAGAAUUAGUUGUUGGGAGUUCUGGACAAUUUGCAGGAUGUGACACCAUCAGAAACGUACAAGCUGACGAGACUCUCUACAUUGAAUCACCAAACUACAGUGGCUACUUCAGGGCCAAUACCAACUGCCGUUGGCGAUUGACGGCACCAACGAACUAUCUUCUUCAUUUGAACUGUUACGAUGUGAUUCUUGCUAAGAGUACCAACUGCGCCGCAGAUCGCCUGGAAGUGUCCCUCACCGGAAACGCCCUGCUGACGGAUGCGUCCAGAUAUUGUGGCCAGUCCACGUUCGUGCUUCAAUCCACGGCAAACAAGCUGACCGUCACACUGAGGACGCUUGCCUCCUCAACCGGUGGCCGCUUCCGAUGUCAGAUCGCAGCUCGGCGACCUCCGUGCGAUUGUGGCCGACGCCGAGUCGUCAAGAUCGUCAACGGGGCUCCCACCGUGGCCAACGAGUUCCCCAUGAUGGCCGCUCUAGUCAGCAUCGCCUCGAGGAAGCCAUUUUGUGGGGCGACCAUAAUCUCAAAUCGUCACGCCAUCACCGCCGCCCACUGUCUGCUAUCCCGGAAGAUCGCCGACACGGUCCUCCUGGUCGGAGACCACGACCUGUCCACCGGAACGGACUCCCCGUACGCCGUCCUGAUGCCACUGACGACCUUCACCAGCCACACCGGCUAUCGAGCGAAGACAUCCGUUAACGAUAUCGCUCUCGUCAGAACUCGCGACGAAAUCGUCUUCACCCGAGGAGUUGGACCGGCUUGCCUGCCCUGGCAGUGGCCAACAGCCACGUUCAACGGGCAGAUUGUGGAGGCGACCGGCUGGGGAACGGUGGACUUUGGCGCGCCGACGUCGUCGGUUCUGCAGAAGGUCAGCCUGAACGUGAUCAGCAAUGAGUCGUGUCGGACGAAAAUGGCCGGGGUGACGGCGAGUCAGCUUUGUACGUUUACGGCCGGGAAGGAUACCUGUCAGUACGACUCGGGAGGGCCGAUUUUGUACACGAAUCCCAAUAAUGGAGUUGUGUUUCAUGUUGGUGUGAUUAGCUAUGGUGUUGCCUGUGCCAGCAGUAGUCCGAGUGUCAAUACUAGAGUUACGUCGUAUUUGACGUGGAUUAAGGCGAAUACACCAGGGAUUCAGUACUGUGAGAAGUAA